Messenger RNA from Setaria italica (foxtail millet), 1300 nucleotides. RefSeq names its product E3 ubiquitin-protein ligase RHA2B. The coding region runs from base 107 to 745 and encodes 212 amino acids. The record is from RefSeq and is a predicted model, not a curated record. The transcript has a single exon. Gene Ontology annotation, biological process: protein ubiquitination. Lineage: Eukaryota; Viridiplantae; Streptophyta; Magnoliopsida; Poales; Poaceae. Gene Ontology annotation, molecular function: ubiquitin protein ligase activity; zinc ion binding.
CCCGGUUCAGUCCUCCACCUCCACGCCACGCACGAACGCGCCAGGCACCACAUCGCCCGCCACCACUAAGCUCCGCUCCGCAGCUCCAUCCAAGAUCGACGCGACGAUGGGAUUCCCCGUGGGGUACUCGGAGAUGCUGCUCCCGCGCGUGCUGCUCCAGGUCCUGCUCCUCCUGGGGCACCUCCACCGCUUCCUCCUCUGGGCCUUCCACGCCGUGGGGCUCGGCGACCUCAUCGACCUCGGCUGCAACAAUUACCCGCUGCCAGCCUCCGCGGCGGCGGCGGUGCAGGAGCAGCCCGGGCGCGACGCGGUCCUCGCGCCGCUGCAGCACCGGCGGCCGGAGUUCAGGACCGUCCCGGCGGUGCACAUCGAGGAGGCGCUCCCCGUGGUGCGGUUCGAGGAGCUGGCCGGCACGGCCUGCGGUGGCGGCGACUGCGCGGUGUGCCUGAGCGGCAUCGGCGCCGGCGACGAGGUGCGGCGGCUCAGCAACUGCCGACACGCCUUCCACCGGGGCUGCCUCGACCACUGGAUGGCACACGACCAGCGCACCUGCCCGCUCUGCCGCGCGCCGCUCAUCCCCGGAGCCGCCGGCGCCGCCGCCGGGGACCCCUGGGGCGCCUCCGCCGCCGACUACGACAUGUCAUACCCGUCGUCCCUGCCGUCCACGCCGCUGCUGACGGUGCCCACCCCGACGCUGCUGCGGCCGCACGAGCUGCUGCUCAACGGCCUGGGCGGCUUCCAGUGAGCCGCUGCCCCUGCGCGCGUGGCUGGCAGGCCACGCGAAACCGUGGCGAGGCAAACCGCGUCCUCAUGUGCGGCCCACGCCGGCCGGUCGGUCAGAAGGGUGACCGCCGCCAAAGCUGCUCAACCACCACUCGAGUCUGCAGCAGUAGCAGUGGAGCACACGGUUGGCCUCGUGCCCCUCGGUCUUCGACGGCCUCGGCCGCCGGCGAAGGGCGAAACCAACGGCAAAGGAGCCCGCCCCGGUUUUUACAGCGGCUCCCCAAGGGGAUAGAAAAAAAAAGUACUAAAAAAAGAAGAGAAAAUUAGUAGGAAAUUAGUCAAGUAGAUUGUUGUGUAGCCCGAUUCCAUCUUCAAGUCCGCGGAGUUGCGAAUCUUUUUGCAGAUGAAAUCAAAUUUGCUUUACAAGAACUCCGGAUCCCGUGCAGUUCUUGCUCCAUUUGGACCCGUUUCGCCUCAAAUCAUUCGACCCAUUUGUCCGUGUCUAGCUGAAGACAAAUCUGGCUCGAUAUAAUCUAACCUGACGAGGAAAACAAAACCACUUCCUCGACUUUAUUUC